Messenger RNA from Seriola aureovittata, 2378 nucleotides. RefSeq names its product coiled-coil domain-containing protein 127-like. NCBI's taxonomy places the organism in Eukaryota, Metazoa, Chordata, Actinopteri, Carangiformes, Carangidae. The transcript has 4 exons. The coding region runs from base 80 to 901 and encodes 273 amino acids. The record is from RefSeq and is a predicted model, not a curated record.
CCAAAGCAUAAAAUUGUAUAAUCUGGGUGUGCAGGAACAAAUGUAUAAGUGACCUAGACUUUUCAUUCAAGCAGUCUCCAUGAACAACUUGAAUGAUCCUCCCAGAUGGAACAUCCAACCAGACCCCAGAGGAAGGGGGGCGGGCGCCAGUGAUGGUAACCAAUGGAACUAUGCCCUGCUGGUCCCUAUGCUCGGACUGGCUGCAUUUCGUUGGAUCUGGACCAGAGAGUCUCAGAGGGAGAUCCAGAAUGUCAAAGCCCAGUAUAACAAGGAUGUGUCCAUAAUAAAAAGUGAGAUGGAGGCACGGUACCGGGAGACACUGACAGAGAGGCGCAAGGCAGCUGCUAUACUAGAGCUAGAGCUGGAAAAGGAGAGACAGAGGGUGAAAGGGUAUAAGCAGGCUCUGAUCUCACAGAGCCAGCAGCUGAUGGAAGAGCGAAAACAGCUACAACAGGAGCGAGAGACCUUGGUGGAAGAGAAGCAAAGGCUGGUGAAGUCCGGAGCUGCAGGUGCUGUGCUCCAUCAUGCCCUGGAACGAGAACAAGGCUGGUGCCAACGAGCCACAGCCACUUUGAAAGAACUUGAGGGUCUGCUUGUGGAGCGCCAGAAUGCAUACUGUUCCCUCAUCCAGCCUCGAGAUCAGCGACUGGAGAUGGAGAAGAACAUGCUGCUAAAGGUCGUCAAAGAUCCCAUCGGGGCAGAACUAGAUCUAGAGUCCGACCUGAGGGAUAUUUUUAAGAGAGAUAAGCACUGUGCAGAUGUGCUAAACAUGGACAAGAGGAAGAACGGAAGCCUAAUGUGGGUGUAUCUCAAGUACUGGCAGCUGCAGGUCACUGUCCAAAAACACAAGAGAGCUGAGGAAGCCUUAUUAGGAGGGAAAAUCCAGUCUCACACAAAGUGACAAAAGACAUAGAUGAGCUGGUGUUUUUCAUUUGACUUAGAAUCUUUAAAGUAUGUGGAUCAGGAAUGGAAAAUGCAUGUAUUUUUCACUCUAAGUAAUUAUCUUUACUUGAUAGAGAUGUUAUGGAAACACACAAGGUCAUCUCAAUAAGAUAAUGUUAAGCAUCUGAAAGCUCCAUCCUUGAUCUUCAGAGAAAAGAAGAGAACAGGUUUGUCAGGUUUACAAUAUAACUAUAGCUUCAGAAGCCCCAUAUAAGACUCAUUAGCUUUAAAUUAACUCGGGGAAAACUUAUAAUGUUAAAUAUGCAUUAGGAUCAUUCUAGUAAUAUCCAUAUUGGAUACUCAAUUAAUGGUUAGUGACAUAUACAAAUUUGUUUAUUCCAUUUAUCCCCUUGGAAAAUAUUGUCAGAAAAUCUGUGUUAAUGUAACUUACAUUCUCUGAGUGCCAUGAAUUACUGUUAGGUGAGUGUACUGUAUGUCCGGACAUUGACUUUUUUUUUUUGUUCUCUCUGUUUUGGGUAUGGACUGAUUGCUUACGAAACCUGUUCACCUUGUCCCAUGUUCUUAUACACACUGCUGAAAGAAACACUCUUUCUCAUCAAGAAAUUAUUUAAAUAAUAUAAUUUAUUACUAAGGGCACUCACAGAGCGCAGACUUCAGCUAAGGCCAAUGUGAAACUGCACACACCAGACCAUAAAAUCGAAUUAAUUGUAAAUGAUCUGAUCUGCCCCAAAAUUUAAUGGGUUCUUCCUUGGUUGGAAAAAUUAAAAACAAAUACAUUGAAUAAAAAAACAAACACAGGUGAGAUCAUAACUUGUUUGGUGGAGGUAAAAACACUGUUAAAGUAAAACAGCCAUGAAUCCAAAUACACUGUCAACACAAUUAAUAUGGGACAGUCAUUGAAGUCUUUUAUUUCCAUGGAAUGUGUUGAUACUUGGCUCUAAUAUGUUGAUGGCCUAUCGUGGGAGACAUUGAUAAAGAUAACAGUGGGAAUUACUUUGUUUUUACCAACCCCUCUGUCCAUGGAGUUUCCUCCAUCUAUUUACAGUCUGCAUGUUGCCAUUUAUGAUACAGUACAAGGCCUAAAGCUUAUAGAAUAGUUUGACUGUUUCUCAUCACUGGUUCCAAGUUUCUAGCCUUCAGUCUGGUUUUGUGGGAGCCUCAUAAUGAGCGCGAAGGAGACAGGACUAUUGCAGGUGCAUGUGAAUGUAAAUUAGAGGAAAGAGCAAAAGAGUAGUGCUUAGUGCUGCAACAUCUUAUCAGAUUACUACAACAACAACAACAACAACAACAAGAAACUCUUUCAUUCACACCUCACACCUGUAGCCGAAGGAUUAUAUAAAUCUAUAGCAUUUUUAUUUGGUUAUCAAACCUUGUUGCACUGUUUUGUUUUGAUAUCUUGGUGAAUAAGUGCUGGAUGUAAUGCCACUAACCACUGUGUGCAAUCCUUCAAAUACACUUUUGGUUGAAAAACUUCA